This is a messenger RNA of Micropterus salmoides (largemouth bass), 998 nucleotides long. Its product is annotated as ferritin, middle subunit. Lineage: Eukaryota; Metazoa; Chordata; Actinopteri; Centrarchiformes; Centrarchidae. Gene Ontology annotation, molecular function: ferrous iron binding; ferric iron binding. Gene Ontology annotation, cellular component: cytoplasm. Gene Ontology annotation, biological process: intracellular iron ion homeostasis; iron ion transport. Bases 210 to 740 code for a protein of 176 amino acids. The transcript has 4 exons. The record is from RefSeq and is a predicted model, not a curated record.
AUCUGCCAUUUACACCAGGGAAGAAAAUCUUGAGGAGUUCUUGCUUCAACAGUGUUUGAACGGAACUUCUUCCUUCGUCCCGCUUUUUAUUUCAACUACUCUGCAUUCCGGACACAAGCAGCUUUUUCUACUUGAACACUGCUGAUAAAGUCGUCGUAAAGCUCUAUUUUUGUACCGUUUUGUUAAUAAAAAGCUAAACGCCAGCUAAAAUGGAGUCCCAAGUGCGUCAGAACUACCACCGCGAGUGCGAGGCCGCCAUCAACCGGAUGGUCAACAUGGAGCUGUACGCCUCUUACACCUACACUUCUAUGGCCUUUUACUUCUCCCGUGACGAUGUGGCCCUUCCAGGCUUCGCCCAUUUCUUCAAGGAAAACAGUGAUGAGGAGAGGGAGCAUGCUCAGAAGCUGCUGUCCUUCCAGAACAAAAGGGGAGGACGCAUCGUCCUGCAGGACGUCAAGAAACCAGAGCGUGAUGAGUGGGGGAGCGGGCUGGAGGCCAUGCAGUGUGCCCUGCAGCUGGAGAAGAAGGUCAACCAGGCUCUGCUGGACCUGCACAAACUGGCCUCUGACCAUGUAGACCCUCAUCUGUGCGACUUCCUGGAGACCCACUACCUGAACGAGCAGGUGGAGGCCAUCAAGAAGCUGGGCGACCACAUUACCAACCUCACCCGCAUGGACGCCAACACCAACAAGAUGGCAGAGUACCUGUUUGACAAGCACACCCUGGAGGGCAAGAGCUAAACGCAAAGUCCCAGGAUGGAGCCUGGAGUGAAAAUCUUACUGACACGCAGGCUUUAAACUAAACGCAACCUUCUGCUCCAGUUCCUUUAUGAGCAUAAUUUGACAUCGAAUAGUCUUAUCCUCAGUUGAUAUGUUCUGUCGCUGUUUUGUCUAAUAGUGGAUGGAUAUUAGGUUUUGACUUUGCACUCAUUACCUAUAAACCUCCUCAUGACACUUUAACAACUGUGGUUCUGGUCUGAAUAAACAUUUUGAGCUGGA